UAACGUUUUGAAUUAUUCUGGUGUGUUUAUCAUAAUAUCGAUCGUAAAUGAAAUUUAUUCAAGUGUAAUAUUAGAUGUUUGUUUAGAAGUGUUAGUGAACAAUGUUUUGUGUGUGCAAAGUGUGUGAUUAAGUGUUUUGGAGUGUGUUGUUUGUAAGUGAAGUGGUUUAGUAAAAAAACUUUAUCAAACAUGGUGAGUUUGGAGUCAUUGAUGAAUGUUUACAUCAACAAGCGGUCAUGUUCGGUUACAUUUUGUGUCCUCGUGGGUAUACUCGAGACCAUCAUCCAGAACAGCUACCUUGACACCAUAACCUGUUAUCCCCUGAUGGUAAAGCGGUAGAACAUUCAGGUCCAGCUUUGGAUAAUAACAGGUGGCCUAAAAUAGAAGAGAUAAGUGGGAUAUUGAAUAGAAAACCUCCACUGUGGGGUAAAUGUAUUUGGAACGUCCUUGAAGACAUUCAAGCUACAAAAGUAUGUCAAAUGAUUUGGAAUAGAGUGGAAGGUGAUCAGAUUUAUGAUUUGCUGAUAAAUAAGCUUGGAAUAAUGGAAAAAAGCGUGCUGUGAAGAAGAGGGCAGAAGGUUGAUCAUGAGCUCAAGCUUCAAAUGUGCACUCAAAGUAAACUACCAGAUACUCAUGGAAGACUGAUAGAGGUUGCAACCAAGAGCAUGGCUGGAAUGACGAUACUUCAAGUACUUUUAGCCGUACUUGGAAGUACACAAAUCCUUCGCGCUGAACCUUCAGUUUCUCCAGCUGUUAAAAAUGGUGGAGGCUCAAGCUUGGCAAGUGUCGUCGCAGGAGGUAGCAAACCUGCCCGACCGUGGGAUAAGCCUUCUUUCGACGACAUCUCUCAGAAAAACGUCACAGCUAUUGUAGGACAAAAAGCUGCACUCAGUUGUCACGUCAAGCAUCCAGGAAACCGUACGGUUAAUUUCGGAGCAUAG
Messenger RNA from Chelonus insularis, 941 nucleotides. RefSeq lists its product as uncharacterized. The coding region runs from base 603 to 941 and encodes 112 amino acids. The transcript has 6 exons. The record is from RefSeq and is a predicted model, not a curated record. Lineage: Eukaryota; Metazoa; Arthropoda; Insecta; Hymenoptera; Braconidae.